This is a messenger RNA of Diorhabda sublineata, 4205 nucleotides long. It is a transcript of the gene FANCI, whose product is annotated as Fanconi anemia group I protein. The record is from RefSeq and is a predicted model, not a curated record. Gene Ontology annotation, molecular function: DNA polymerase binding. Gene Ontology annotation, biological process: DNA repair. Lineage: Eukaryota; Metazoa; Arthropoda; Insecta; Coleoptera; Chrysomelidae. The transcript is spliced from 15 exons. Bases 68 to 4144 code for a protein of 1358 amino acids.
GUAUAUUUUUAGCGGUUUUUUAUCUGAUUGUAAACAUUAAUUACUUUUAAAGUGAAAAUUAUUAAAAAUGAUGACAAUUAUUGAAAAGUUUAACGAAUUAGGAAAAAAUCGAGAUCAACAAGGACUUGAAUCGUUGAUGAAUGGACUAAAUGAAAUUGAGUUAGUUAAUCUCAUCAAAAAGGAUAUAUGCAGUUCUAAUUUCACAGAAACUUGGAAUUAUAUUUUAAAAUCAUUCAAAAACACUCCACAAGAUCACAACAAAAGAAUAAAUUUAGUUAUUAAUUUACUAAACGAAUUUGAAAAUAGGGAUCUACCCCAGUCUAGAGUAGAAGCUAUUUUAAAUCGUCUAAAUCUUGAAUUACCCCAUUUUAAAUCGAAUGAUCUGGCCAAAAUAUGCAAUUUUUGUUUGGAGCAAAUUCAAACGAAAAAAUCUAUAAAAUUCGUUUGGAAAGAUUUAUUACCAGGAUUAUUAAAUGUAUUAGUUGAUAGAGAAACUUUUACUUAUGAAGAUUUAGAUUAUACAGGGGUAGAAUAUAAGACGGAGUUUAUAAAUACAGUUUGUAUGUCGUCUUGGUCUCCAACUAUCAUAACCCCAUUAACAACUUUGUUUAUUGAUAUGCCUCUAACUAAAGAUGAACAUUUGAAAGUCGUAAACAAAUUAGGUUCUUACAUAGAAAAACUCACACCUCAAGAAAUUCCCACUUUUAUAUAUCAACUGCUUCGUUUAUGUAAACAACAAAACGGAAAAUCGGUUUUUCUAAAACUCCACCAUUAUUUUAAUUUGAGAAUACACCAAAACGCGAAUAAUAUGAGCGAAGAUUCGCCUGAUUCGAUGUGUUUCGACUUGAUAGCCACAGAUAACAAAGACACAAUUGAAGCGGAAAGUACGGUUUUGUAUCAUAUACAUACGGCCGCUUCUAUGGGAUACGAAUGCAUUAAAGAAUACUUGAAUUCAUUGAAAAACGCAAUAAAAGCUCCCGAGUUUAUAUUAAAUCCCUUCCAACUAAUGAUACUUUUCACUAUUUCUACAAUUCCACAUUACGAAGAAACAGUUUUUGAAAUAAUAAGACCUUGUAUAGUGAGAUCUUACAAUGAAGAUCAACGGGCCACUCACUCAGCUUGGUUUAGAGAAAUGGUACAAUCUAAAAAUAAACCAGAAGAAGUGUUGAUGCAGGUCAUACACUCUAGUUUACAGGAUAGAGAUUUGGUUAUUUCGGGUUUGGUUAAUUUCGCUUUCGUUCUACUUGAAGUGGGAUCUGCUCUUGGUAGAGACGUAAUAGCCGAGAAACAAUGGAACUUGGGAAAUAUGAUUUUGUUAAAAAUAAUUAAAAGAAAAAGUAGCAUCGCUUCCAAUAUUAUCAAAACGCUUGGUAAUCAUAUAGUUUCUAGGCAAAGUGUUUCUCAAUAUAUAGAAUGUUUUUAUAUUUUGAGUAGAUCUAUGCCUUUGGUGAUGUUAGAAAAUCAGAGUUGUAUAAUCGAAUUGAUCGAUUGUCUUGUACAAUUACAAGCUCGAGUAGCCGAUCAAUUACUAGAUGCUUUAAUUCCAUUGGUGAAAGUAUCGCCGAACGUUAGGGAUCAUCUUAUAAUUUAUUUGAGAAAAGCUCUUUAUUCUAGAUUUGUAGAUACCAGAAAAAUCGCAGUGAAUGGCUAUUUGAAACUAAUAAAAAAUUUGAAAAUUUCGAAUAUGGCCGCUCUCAGCCAAAACAGCAUCGGUUCAUUUGCAUCUGGUCACUCGGUUUUUACUCAAAUAUCAAUAAACAAAAAUACCCAAAGCGCCACGGCCGGUAAUUUUAGCAACGAAUCGUUGUGCUUAGAAAUAUUGACUAUACUCAAAAGAUGUUUCAUGCAACAAGAAAACGUCAGAACCAAAUUCUAUCAAGGUUUGUACGAUGUAGUUUGUCUAAAUCCUCAACUGUGUAUCCCUGUACUGGAUUUACUUUGGUUCCAUUUUAAAAAGUACUACGUUAUGGAAGAGGACCAAUUGCCACCAUUAGCUUUCGAUAAAAUCGUAGUUUCGAAAGAGGCUCAGAUGAUUUUGGAAGAACCGCUCGGAAAAUUGAUACACACUAUCGGUUUAAUUGUAACGAAAAUUUCGGAAUUAGAAGACGAAAAAGAAAAUAUAACUGUCGUUAAAUUUGUUACCGUCCUAGAAUCGUUAUGCAGACGAAUGUCCAAUUGUGAGUUGAUUCAUUUUGAGCUGGAUGACGGUACUGAUUUGUUAGAUAUUAUACCGGAAUCACAGAAAAAGUCACACAUUUUAAAAGAAGCUAUGAGUACUUACGAAGCGCUUUUAGGUUACAAAAUAUUUUCUUGGAAUUUACAUUCCGAUAAACAGAGUCAGACGGUGAAUAGUUUAUUUCAAGGUUAUAAUAGACUAAUUCACUUUUCGAAAUCUCUUUCCAAACCUAAAAAAGCGGAAUCCAAAAAGAAAAACGCGAAUAAGUCCACUCAACCUACUCAAACUCAAAAAAAAGAUUCGCACAAAUCUGCGAAUAAAUCAUUUAAAAUUCCUGAUACCGUUUGGGAUUUCGAAAUCGCCAAAAAAGCUUUAAAUUUAUUAUACGAACCGAAAUUAACGUGGGUGACAGCUUCAGAAGCUAAUGUAAUAAAAACGAAAAAAGAAUUACACCAACACGUAUUAGCGGCGACGCUAUUUUUGAUACGCGAGGUUAAACGACGUAAAGAUUUGGAAACUGGAACGAAAAAAAUUUAUUACGAUCACAUAACCGAAGUAGCGUCGUUACUUUUCAGAGGAAUCGUCCGAAGAAUGAACGAAUUCGUCGAUUUCGAUUCGGCGACGGCGGUUUUAGCUUUGGAAUGUUUCGAUUUGAUUUUGCAUACGAUUAAUGUCAAUUACAAACCGAAUCUGCAGUCGUUUUUAAGUAAAAUAGUUUCUGAUGAUAAAAAUGAAGAUAUAGUAACAUCGUUGACGGUUAUAGUCGAAAUUUAUGAAAAAAUGUUUGAGAACGGCGAAGAAGAAGCCGUCGAUGAUCCUGAAUUGAAAAAAAUCUCAUUGAUAGCCGUCAAUACUUUAUCUUCUCUAAUGAAUCUAUCACCUAACAUCAGUACCUCUCUAUCAGUACAGAUGUUGGAUUGGUUGAAAAGUUUCGCGUACAACAACACCCUCACAAUAAAAAAUUCCUCUUCUUUCAUUAAUUUAUUAUUCGAGAUUCAUAUGAAAUACAAAGUUAGUUUGACUUUGUUCGAGAGUAUUUCGGUUAGUCUUGGCGACGUUAUCGGAGUUAUAACGGAAGAAGAACACGUUCGGGAAACUUUCAAGAUCGUAAACGAAGCUAGCGUGAAUAAUAUAUUAUUAUCGUUAUGUAAUUCUCUGAAGACGGUCCUGGAAGAUAUCGAUGCAGUCGUGGGACGAUUGAAAUCGGAAUAUUACAUCAUGAGUUACCCCGGAGAAGAAACUAACGAUAAUAGAAAGGAAAAUAUGAAAACGAAAGAACGCGGGGUGUGUUGUCAAUUGUGUUUCGUCGUAACCAUUUUAACGAAUCUCACUAAUCUUCUGAUAUCGCCCGGAAAUUUAUCGGAAGCCAUUUUUAAGAACGUCAUAUCCUUAUUCGGCACGCUUAGUUCUUUGACUAAAUAUUUUAAUACGAGGUCGUCGAAAAUCAAUCUAGUUUUCCAAAGUGCGAGAUUUGAGAGGUUAGUGAAGCUGGCCGGUAAACAACUAGCGCCGGCUAUUUACAAAUUCAUUCCGCACUUGGAGGAGAAUCAAAAAGAAUCGACGAAAGCUACGCAAGAUAACAAAAGGAAAACCGCCGACGCGAGCACAUUGAAAUCGAAAGUCCUCCGCGAAACUAGAUUAUUACCGAAAACUAUCUACGAAAUGGAACAAUUCAGCAAAUGCAUUAUCCAAUUAUCCAAUAAAACCAAAGUUGAUAUGUCGAAAUAUAUGGCGCAAGGAACCGUGAGGGACUUUAGAAUCAUGAGAUUGAACGAAGCCCUUAACGGAGAAAACGAAGGAAACGAAUCCGUUAUCGAUGUAACCAAAUCCAGUUUGGACGAUUCCAAAACUAGUAACGACGAAUCCAGAACGAGUCACGAAGAAUCGAAGAUUGAAGAUAAUGAGAGAAGCGAAGAAAGUGCAGAUGAAGAAUCUGAUCAAAGACCGAAGAAGAAAGUUAAACGAUAAAACGUUACAUUACUUGUAUUUUGUUACUUUGUUUAUAUAAUAAAUAUUAUAUUUUACCGAU